AUGUUCCGUCAGAGUAUCCGACGCUUUGGCACGACUGCCCUUCGAGCGGCCGCUGCGGAGGGUUCACCCUAUACGUUGCGGGUGUCUACGGCUCAGGGCUCAGUUAACGGGUUGACGGAAGCGAUUGGCAACACGCCCCUUAUUCGCCUGAAACGUCUCUCUGAAGAAACAGGCUGCAAUGUGCUAGGAAAAGCCGAGUUCCAGAACCCCGGCGGCAGCGUCAAGGAUCGUGCUGCUCUGUUCGUGGUCGAAGACGCCGAAAAGAAGGGACUUUUGCGUCCUGGUGGCACUGUCGUCGAAGGCACAGCCGGAAACACUGGAAUUGGCUUGGCGCACGUGUGUCGCUCCAAGGGCUACAAGCUGGUGAUCUACAUGCCCAACACUCAAUCACAGGGCAAGAUCGAUCUUCUUCGUCUGCUCGGUGCAGAGGUCUAUCCUGUUCCAGCUGUGGCUUUCGACAACCCCCAAAAUUACAAUCAUCAGGCUCGUCGGCACGCCGAGUCCCUGGAUAAUGCUGUGUGGACCAACCAGUUCGACAACGUUGCCAAUCGCCAAGCGCACGUUGAGACAACCGGUCCCGAAAUCUGGGCUCAGACGGGCGGCAAAAUCGAUGCCUUCACUUGUGCUACUGGCACUGGUGGCACCUUGGCCGGAACUACUCGUUACCUAAAGCAAGCCAGCGAUGGCAGAGUCAAGAGCUUCUUGGCCGAUCCCCCUGGCAGUGUCCUGCAUAGCUUCAUCCAAAGUGGUGGCAAGUUGGCCGAGCGCUCCGGGGGUAGUAUUACGGAAGGUAUCGGCCAGGGACGUGUCACCGACAACUUGCAGCCCGAUAUCGAUCUUUUGGAUGGAUCUUUGAACAUCUCGGACGAGAAGACAAUUGAGAUGGUUUAUCGCUGUCUUGAUGAGGAGGGUCUCUAUCUUGGAGCCAGUUCUGCAUUGAAUGUUGUAGCUGCCAAGGAAGUUGCUGAGAAGAUGGGCAAGGGCAGUACCGUGGUGACAAUUCUCUGUGACGGUGCUUAUCGCUAUGCUGAUCGGUUGUUCUCGAAGACUUGGUUGGAGUCGAAGAACCUGCGAUCGGCGAUUCCCAAGCAUCUGGAGAAGUAUAUUGUUCUUCCUUGA
Molecule: messenger RNA, 1119 nt
Organism: Penicillium diatomitis
Lineage: Eukaryota; Fungi; Ascomycota; Eurotiomycetes; Eurotiales; Aspergillaceae
Product: cysteine synthase A
Exons: 2
Coding region: 1-1119 (372 amino acids)
Cellular component (GO): cytoplasm
Molecular function (GO): cysteine synthase activity
Source: RefSeq, a predicted model, not a curated record